AUGGAGCUGAGCUUAGAAAGCCUGGGGGGCCUGCACGGCGUGGCCCACGCGCAGGCGGGCGAGCUGUUGAGCCCCGGCCACGCGCGCUCGGCGGCGACGCAGCACCGCGGCCUGGUGGCGCCCGGGCGCCCAGGCCUGGUGGCCGGCAUGGCGAGCCUGCUGGACGGCGGCGGUGGCAGUGGCGGAGGCUCCGGGGGCGCGGGCGGCGCAGGCACUGCGAGUGGCGGUGCCGACUUUCGUGGGGAGCUGGCGGGACCGCUGCACCCAGCCAUGGGCAUGGCCUGUGAAGCGCCUGGGCUGGGCGGCACCUACACGACGCUCACGCCCCUGCAGCACCUGCCGCCGCUGGCGGCGGUGGCCGACAAGUUCCACCAGCACGCGGCAGCCGCAGCCGUGGCCGGGGCGCACGGUGGCCACCCCCACGCUCACCCGCACCCAGCGGCCGCGCCGCCCCCGCCACCCCCGCCGCAACGCCUGGCUGCCAGCGUGAGCGGUAGCUUCACCCUCAUGCGCGACGAACGCGCUGCGCUGGCCUCUGUGGGCCACCUCUACGGGCCCUACAGCAAGGAGCUGCCCGCCAUGGGGUCGCCACUGUCGCCGCUGCCCAAUGCUUUGCCUCCAGGGCUGCACGGUACCCCACAGCCCCCGCCGCCGCCGCCGCCCCCGCCAUUGGCUGCCUAUGGUGCGCCAGGCCAUCUGGCUGGGGACAAGCUACUGCCUCCCGCCGCCUUCGAACCGCACGCCGCGCUGCUGGGACGCGCAGAGGACGCGCUGGCCCGCGGGCUACCCGGAGGCGGCGGCGGCGCAGGUAGCGGCGGAGCGAGUGGAGGUGGCGCCGCUGGGCUGCUGGCGCCGCUAAGCGGGCUGGCAGCGGCCGGGGCUCACGGUCCGCACGCGGGAAGCAGCGGCCCUGGCGGGGGCGGCAGCGGCCCCAACGCGGGCGCUGCUGCAGAGGAAAUCAACACCAAGGAGGUGGCGCAGCGCAUCACCGCGGAGCUGAAGCGCUACAGCAUCCCGCAGGCCAUCUUCGCUCAGCGGAUCCUGUGUCGCUCGCAGGGUACGCUCUCCGACCUGCUGCGCAACCCCAAGCCCUGGAGCAAGCUCAAAUCCGGCCGUGAGACCUUCCGCAGGAUGUGGAAGUGGCUGCAAGAGCCCGAGUUCCAACGCAUGUCGGCACUGCGCCUCGCAGCCUGCAAGCGCAAGGAGCAGGAGCAGCAGAAGGAGCGCGCGCUGCAGCCCAAGAAGCAGCGCCUGGUGUUCACCGACUUGCAGCGGCGCACGCUCAUCGCCAUCUUCAAGGAGAACAAACGGCCGUCCAAAGAGAUGCAAGUCACCAUCUCGCAGCAGCUGGGCCUGGAGCUCAACACCGUCAGCAAUUUCUUCAUGAACGCGCGGCGCCGCUGCAUGAACCGCUGGGCGGAGGAGCCUGGCACAGCCCCGGGGGGCCCGGCCAGCGCCGCUGCCACCUUCUCCAAGGCCUGA
Molecule: messenger RNA, 1482 nt
Organism: Otolemur garnettii (small-eared galago)
Lineage: Eukaryota; Metazoa; Chordata; Mammalia; Primates; Galagidae
Gene: ONECUT3
Product: one cut homeobox 3
Exons: 2
Coding region: 1-1482 (493 amino acids)
Biological process (GO): regulation of transcription by RNA polymerase II
Cellular component (GO): nucleus
Molecular function (GO): DNA-binding transcription factor activity, RNA polymerase II-specific; RNA polymerase II cis-regulatory region sequence-specific DNA binding
Source: RefSeq, a predicted model, not a curated record